GCUAUGCAAGAAUUUAGAGAUGUUUUAGCUAAACCAGACGAAACAAAUAUCGAUGAUUUAAUUUCUGGGCUAAAUGAUGAUCAAAGGAAAGUAUUCGAUACCAUUACAAAUACCAUUAAAUCUGAUUCGAAAUGCUUGAGACAUUAUGUAAGUGGCGAAGGUGGAACAGGCAAAAGUUAUCUCAUAAAUACUAUUAAAUGUUGGGUGAAACAAAAUUUAAAUAAGGAUGUUGCGGUAGCUGCACCCACGGGUAUUGCUGCCUUUAAUAUUGAUAGACUUACUAUUCAUAGACUUUUUCAAUUACCAGUGGAGCAUGGCUAUAUUCCUAAAUACAGACAAUUAUCCGACGUUGUUUUAAAAACAUUAAGAGAUGAAUUAAAGAAUACUAUUCUUUUUAUAAUCGAUGAAAUAUCAAUGGUAUCAAAUAUCACUUUUAUAUAUAUACAUCUUAGAUUAACAGAAAUAUUCAACACGUUUGAUGACGAUGAUGGAUGGUUCGGGAAAAAGCACAUAUUAUUAUUAGGUGAUUUAUUACAAUUGCCACCAGUACGCGAAGAGUCUGUUUUUAUUAAUAUGAGUAAAGCUAAGACAGAAAAAUAUUUGGAAACAUUAGGAGCUACAAAUUUAUGGAAUGAUUUGUUUACUUAUGAUGAACUUAGGAUUAAAAUGCGUCAAAAAAGUGAUAUCAGUUACAGAGAUUUACUUUCUAGAAUUCGACUUGGAAUUGUAACAGAUACUGAUAUUGAAACAUUGAAUUCGAGAAAAAUAAACUUUAAAUCUACAUCAUGUAAUGAUAGAUUAGAAGAAUUAUGUAAUUAUAUUGCAAAAUUGCCGUGCGAUCCAGUGUGCUUGUUACCAACAUGUAAUUUAUGUAAUGUUCUUAAUACCGCAAUGUUGGAACGCAUACCUUCUGAAAAUAUUUCAUUAUUAGCUUGUAUUGAUUGUCCACAAUAUUUAAAGAAAAAAAUAUUAAAAAUUAUUGGUGCAGAUGAUGAGGAUAGUACGAAAACUGGUGGACUGUCAAAUGAGAUAAUUGUGAAAAUAGGGGCAAAAAUUAUGCUACGUAGAAAUAUCGACGUCACAUUAGGACUUGUUAAUGGAACUAUUGGUACAAUUACGAAAUGUUUACGUAAUAUUGAUAAUAAGGAUGUAAAUACAUUAACAAUUGCUUUAUCGAAUGGAAAAGAAUUCAAUAUAGAACGUGUAAGUGUCAAAUUUGAAGUAAUGGACAAAGCAUACAUUAUUCGAAAACAAUUUCCAUUGUCACUUAGUUAUGGAAUAACAAUUCAUAAGAGUCAAGGCUUAAGUUUGAAUUCGAUUGUUAUUGAUGCAGGAAAUCUUAUUUUCAGUUGCGGUCAAACAUAUGUGGCAUUGUCACGAGUCACAUCUAUAGAAGGAUUACAUUUGAUAAAUUUUGAUCCAGGAUCUGUAAAAGCUAAUGAAUUAACCAUUGUUGAAUAUAAUCGUUUAAGAAACUUAUAUCGUCAAGAUAUAGAAAGCAUUAUUGUGCAAAAAAAUCAAUGCAAUAAGAUUAAAGAUCGACAAUGGACAGUGUCUGUCCGAUUUCUUGCUGGACAGGAAAUUUAUGAAGAAUCAACAAAUCUUGAAAAUAUUUCAUUAACGUCCAUUAAAGGCUUUAUCAAUACAGAUAAUGUUUCUUGCUAUGCAAAUACCGUUUUACAAUGUAUUGUACAUAAUACUGUUAUUAGAAAAUUAUUAUUACAACACGAUGAAACAGAUGUUAUGAAGCAAUUAAUUAACGAUUAUAUUGGUGACAAGAAUGUAUUAAACAGUAUGAGUAUAAGACAAUUUCUUGGUGAUAUAGAACAGUGA
Messenger RNA from Nylanderia fulva, 1833 nucleotides. The record is from RefSeq and is a predicted model, not a curated record. NCBI's taxonomy places the organism in Eukaryota, Metazoa, Arthropoda, Insecta, Hymenoptera, Formicidae.